Mytilus californianus (California mussel) is the source of this 7860-nucleotide messenger RNA. Its product is annotated as synaptogenesis protein syg-2-like. Gene Ontology annotation, biological process: cell-cell adhesion. Gene Ontology annotation, cellular component: cell-cell junction. Gene Ontology annotation, molecular function: cell adhesion molecule binding. Bases 432 to 4475 code for a protein of 1347 amino acids. The transcript is spliced from 22 exons. The record is from RefSeq and is a predicted model, not a curated record. NCBI's taxonomy places the organism in Eukaryota, Metazoa, Mollusca, Bivalvia, Mytilida, Mytilidae.
GGUCCAUUGCUUCAAUAGAACUGUAUGAUUAUUGAAUCAAAUAUUUCAAAUUUAAUUGAUAAAAGGUUUUAAGUAAAAUGUAGGAAGUAUAUACAAAGGAUGAAAGGACAAAGCCCACGAUGUAAAUAAGUCAGGGCUCAACGGUUUUAUGUUAAAUAAUAUGACAUGUUUAUAACAACAAAAUGUAUAUAAAAUAAUUUGUGAAUUAUUAUGAUGUGUUUUGGCAUUUCACCAGCCAACCAGGUUAGCUUUCUCAUCAACUGCGUAUGACAUCGCAUUUUUUUUUACUUAUGUGCUUUGUGAAUUUCAUUGGAUUAUUCGAUUUCGAGAAGGGGGAUUAAUACUAAUUGUGGUGUGAGUUGUAGCCAAGUUUUUCAAGGAUUCCAAAGUUUACAAUUGAGAUUUAAGUGAUUGUGAAUUAUGUUAUAGUGAUGACCAUGGAUUAUACAGUUUAUUAUAUUUGGAUUACAUGUUUAAUUACUUCAGUUUUUGCUGUGCAAGAAUUUACUGUUACCCCACAAGAUAAAAGAGUUGUUCAGGGAACCAGUGUUACAUUUGAAUGUAAAGUGAAAAACCAAGUUGGAAGAAUUCAGUGGAUAUUUAAUGGAGAACCUUUAGGAUUUAAUCCCAGCAUUCCUGCCUUUGCCCGAUAUUCUGUCAUUACCAACACAGAUGGGGAUAUUAAUGAGUUUAAUUUACAUAUUGUCAAUACUCAGUUGUCAGAUGAUGGAACCUUUGAAUGCCAGGUUUUACCAAAUGAUGACAAUCCUCCACUCAGAGCUAGUGCUACCCUGACAAUACUAGUUCCACCAGACAUUGUCGAGAUCGAUGGUUACAGUAAUGGUACAAAAGUGGAUGUGAAUGAAUCCACUCCGUUACUUCAGUUAACUUGCCACGCUAAGAAUGCCAGACCUGGUGCCGGGAUAGAAUGGUAUAAAAAUGGCCGACCUGUUACCACUAAUAUUGUUAAUACUACUGAACCUAUACCUGGUGAUAAAAGGGAGAAUACUAAAAGUGUUAUAUCCAUACGAGGAGAUCUCAGGAACGAGCAACAGGGAGCAGUAUACACAUGUCGAGCUACACAUGAAGCUAUUACAAUUACAACAUUACAGACUAUGGUUACACUUAAUAUUCUUUAUCCACCAGCCAUCCCUAUUAUAACAGGGUACCAGUCAAAAAGUCCUGUAAGAGCCAAGGAUACAGUUCGUAUGAUAUGUGAGUCUGUAGGAGGGAACCCUGCUCCUCAAGUUGUUUGGUUCAAGAAUGAUAAGAAGCUAGAUUAUUCCUUUAGUAUUGGUCAUGGUAAAUCUACAAAUGAGUUGACAUUUACUGCUGAUCCGUUAGACAAUGAUGCUAUUUAUAGAUGUGAAUCAUCCAAUCAGGCAACACAGAUACCUCUGACAACACAAGUCACUCUUGUUGUCCAUUUUCCUCCAAAGUCAGUGACCAUCACAGGUCAGAAGUUAGGGAAGGCAGGAGAGCAGAUUCAGCUCCAAUGUACAUCCUCGAAUACUAACCCUCCAACUAAUCUAGCAUGGCUGUCUAAAGGACUGACUGUGGCUGGGGCUAAUGAACAGGUUGAAGCUUCUGACCAGGGAGGAUACAUAACUACAUCAACCUUAACUGUUACCCUAACAAACCAGGAGCCUACUGUGUUAUUUAUGUGCCAGGCAGCUAACUACAGUACUGUGGUCAGCACCAUAGAACUAAGCGUUUUGUACCCCCCAGGAAGACCUGCUAUAGAGGGUUAUAACCCCAAUGAUUAUGUUGCAGCAGGCUCUGCCAAAAGUCUGAAGUGUGUUUCCAGUGGUGGAAAUCCAACUGCCACUCUAAAGUGGUUCAAAGGUAGUGAGGAAUUGACCUCUGAACCUCAGGUGAAUGUAGGCAAUGUGGUGACAUCAGAUUUGAUAUAUGUUCCAAAACCUUCAGAUAACCAAGCAGAAAUUAAAUGUACAGCAUCAAAUGAAGCUACAUCUGUUCCUUUGGAAAGAAAAGUGACUGUUACUGUAUAUUUUCCACCCAUGUCAGUUAAUAUCACGUUUUCACCACCUGAACCAAAAUCUGGCCAAGUUUUACGCCUGACAUGUAUCUCUGGACCAAGUAACCCUGCAGCUUCCAUUAUAUGGGUAAAGAGUGGUACAAGGAUGAGAGGUACUAACCAGGGGAAUACUCCUUCAGAACAUGGUGGAUAUACAACAACUAAUAUUCUAGAGAUAGCUAGUCCUUCAUAUGAUGAUCAUGGAGCUGCCUUUUUCUGUGAAGCUAAAAAUCUGGUUCUGGACAAAGGAUGGUCAGAUGCUGUCACACUCAAUGUUAAAUUUAAACCAGUAUUUAAUGCCUAUGCUACCCAUCACAUAGAAAUAGUAGAAGGACAGAGUGCAACCUUGAACAUGACAGCCUUGGGAAAUCCAAUUGACAUUACUUACAGUUUAUACAAGGAUGGUAUUGAGGCUUCUUCCUCAGCUGUUGACAUCAGUAAUGGGAUACUGGAACUGUCAAGUAUUGAUAGAAGUGACUCUGGUUCCUUCUCACUAAAGUCAAAAAACACUCAAGGGGCAACAUAUCAUAACUUUACUAUUAAUGUUACAUAUCCUGCCUCUAUUAGCACUAUUACAGAAGAAGUAAGUAAAGGUAUUGGUGGAAUAGCUUAUUUUGAAUGUGAAGCUGCUGCCAAUCCAUUGGUCCCUAACAUGAUCACAUGGUCUAGACAAGGUUUUGACAUGACUAAGACUAAGCAGACAUAUGACUCCUCUGGUAAAAGUUACCUGACAGUAACUGAGCUAGCCAAAGAGGAUUCUGGGAUGUUUACAUGCACAGCAGACAACAGAAUUGGUUCUCCAUCAACCAAAGAGGCCAAACUUAUUGUUGUUUUUGAUCCUAAGAUAAAUAAGUCACCACAGUAUGCUAAGGCAGCAGGGGAUCAAGGAGACACAAUUGAAUUGAUGUGUAAAGCUGAGGGAUCACCAGAAGUCCAUUUCAAAUGGAAAAAGGACAAUAAAGAAAUUUCUAAUGGAGGCCAGUUUCAAGUUUACAGUAAAUUUCUAGAAGGUAACCUCUAUCAAGGAGAACUUAAGAUAGUGAAUGUUCAGAAAGAUAACUAUGGAAGUUACAUAUGUGAAGUGGCCAAUAAAAAUAUGACAGUAACGGACAUGUUUACAAUAAAUGUUGAUGGAACCAGUAUUCCUGAUGCUCCAUAUGACUUAAAGUUCAUCAACUCUACACACGACAGUAUAACAGUCGCAUGGAAACCAGGAUUUAAUGGAGGACUAACACAGACAUUUAUAGUCAUAAUACGUAAAUCUAACAUGAAUACUAAGACAACUAUAGAGCUUAAAGAGGAGGAUGGUACUAUCUAUUCAAUCAGAGGUUUAGAAAGAGCUACAGAAUACACAAUUGUAGUAAAGGCCAAGAAUGAUCAUGGACCAGCAUCAUCUUCUCCUGUACCUAUAAAAGCCAAGACUUUGUUAUCUGCACAGGAAGGAGAUAAUCAGCUAGCACAGUCAGACGAUGAUGACAUGCCAGUGAUAAUUAUACUGGUUGUCUGUAUUGUUGGGAUCUUUCUACUGGCUCUUAAUAUUGGACUGAUACUGUUCUUUGUAAGGAAAAGGAAAAAGAGAUUAGAAAGUAACAGUGAUACCACUAGUCAUACCAAUACUAUAGAGUUAUAUGGACCAAAUAAGGAAGCAACCCUGUAUCCAAUGACUCCGUCAGAUGAUGGUAGGAGUUAUGGAACUUAUGAGAAGAAUAUGGAUGGAUUUUCUGAUGAUUACAGUAAUUAUGAGCAAAAUGAUGGGAAAAGUACAAGUACAAACAGUUCCCAUUGUAAUUGUUACCAGAUCAAGGUCGGAGUAAGAUCAAGUGUACGAGGGAUAAAGGGAAACUGUUGUCUUCCACACGACUCAUCAGGGGAUGAAGAUGUGAAGCGUGUUUUCCUGCCUCCUCCGGCUUAUCAAAGUAGGUCGUACACACCCAGUAAAUCUGAUUCUCCAAUGAUGAACCAUAAAACAUUCCUUUCUGAUUCAAGAACCUAUUUAGAUGACCCAGACAGACAACAAUGGCGAUAUGAAGAACCAUAUAAGAAUAACAGUCGAGGUAAAGGUACAUUUGAUGACUAUAUAGACAAUGGCUAUGAUGAUGAUACUCGACCAAAAAGUACAACAGAUUUUUCUGACAGGUCAAGUCGGACAACAUCCAGUAGUAGACUGGGAGGUAAAACUCCACCCCCUCAGCCUCCAAUCAGAUCAUCAAGUAAAGGUGCUACAAAUCAUUAUUGUCAAUCACCAGUUCCACCGCUACCAGCUAGAAACUAUGACUUGGAGGAGUUACCUCCACCUUUUGAGGAUGAACGAUAUGUUCGAGCCCCAGGAGAGAAUUAUUCCACAAAUAUUAUACCAAAUCCUUCAUAUAAUGGACCAAUAUCUAGAGCCCCAUCUCGGACAUACCAAGAAGAUGAUAUGAGGGGCCAUCUUGUAUAGCAGUCUGUCUGUGAUUCUUGCCUUUGUGAUGUAGUUCUGGUAUUUUUAGAACCAGCAUAUUAUGUACAAGAAUCAUUCCAAAAAUCAUCUCAACAUUAUACACUUCAAAACAUUAACUUGGAUUUCUACAUUUAUAAAGUAAGAUCUGAGGUUACUGUAUUAUACAGAUCUUGAUUUGCAACAGAAUUAGCUUGAUGAUAAUAACAGAAUAAACUUCUAUUGUAAACAGAGCUUGGUUGUUCAAAGAAUUAUUACAAUGAUAAUUACAGAAGAAACAAUAUAUCGACCAGUAUUAAAGACUAUGGACUGUGAUUAUAGUGUUCAAUAAGUACUGUGAAAUAUUUUCACCAUCUCAUCAGACAAUAUUUCCUAUAUUAUUAUAUGGGUACCAUAUAAGGAGUUAUUAUACUGAUUUAAGACUGAACUCACUGCCAUCAGUAUAACCAUCACCAUUAUCAACAUUAUUAUGGUGCUAUGCAUUGGCUUUAUUUUUUUAUCUUUGUGAUGAGAGUUUAUUAUGCAUUGUUUAUUAGGUUUUUGUGUAAUUAACAAUUUGUUAUAUAUGUCCUUAGUCUAUCACUUCAUAUCACAUUAUCCAUUAGGUUUCAGAUGAUUUUUAAAUCUUUGAAUAUUGCAUAGCACCUCAUUAAUGAUCUUGCUGUCACUCUUCAGGUUACUCUCCUGAUGAAGAGUAGCAAUAAGACCAUUAUUUCAUUGAUAUGCUAUGAAAUUGUCUCCUUUAUACAAACUGUUGUGUGUCCUAUCACGUCAUGAUAUUUUUGUCCUUUUUAUACCCACCUUGUCAUAUGUAUACCCACCUUAUUAUUUACCUUAGUCGAAUCAUGUUUAUAACAUAUCAUUUGAUGAGUGCUUAAAAGAUUCUGUUAAAGUUAUUAUAUUAAGUAUCAUUAUUCAAACAAUUUGGUCACUUGAUUCUUUUGAAUGUUGAAUUGCUUUUAACUAUAUUAGAUUUGUUACUGUUUGAAUGAAUAAUUUGUUUCAUACUUGUCAUUUAUUUUUAUACGACCGAAAAAAAUUCACAUUUAUAUAUUGCUAUCAUGUCUUCGUUGUCGUCGUCGUCCGAAGACAUUUGGUUUCCAGACAAAAACUUUAGAAUAAGUGAAUGGAUCUCUAUGAAAUUUAAGCACAAGGUUCAAUAGCAUAAAAGGAAGGUUAGUAUUAAUUUUGGGGGUUAUGGUCCCAACUGUUUAGGAAUUAGGGGUCAAAAAGGGGCCAAAAAAGGAACAAUGGUUUUCUGGUUUCCGGACAAAUACUUAGGUAUCAGUCAAUGGAUCUCUAUGAAAUUGUACCACAAGGUUCCAAACCACUCACAGAAGGUUGGAGUCUAUUUUGUGGGUUGUGGCUUUAAUCGUUAAGAAACUAGAGGCCAAAUAGGGGCCAAAAACAAGACUUUUCUAAUACUGGCUGAGCUGGUUCUAACAUAAUUAUUUCUGAACUAUAUAAAGAAACAACAAAUACUGAUAUGGCAGGAGAUACACACCAAACAGGGUGUGUAAAUUAUUAUAUUUAGUUUGUAAACAGAUUUACUAAGUAUUGCGCAACAGCAAAGUAUUGCACAACAGCAAGAAAUCUUCAAUUGAAAAUAAAUACAAAUCUUUUAACCAAUUUCAAUGAGGAUUAAUUUAAAGUCUUGAAUUGUUUGAGGUUUUUACCAUGUAUUACUAUAUUGGAUAUUUGGACAUUUUAAAUAGGUCUACAUUGAGGUCCAAAGGGUUCAAAAUUAGACUUUGUUUGAUUUCAUCAAAAACUGAAUUCUUGUGGUUCUAUGAUAUGCUGAAUCUAACUGUGCAUUCAUAUUUUUAAUUUUGGGCCCUGUUUUCAAAUAAGGCCAUAUUAAGGUCCAAAGGGUCUAAAAUUAAACUUUGUUUGAAUUCAUGUUUUUUUUUUCAUAUGCUGAAUCUAACCAUGGAAUUAGUUUUUGGAUAUUGGACCAUUAACUAGAUUAAAUGUCCCAUUUAAAAUUUUUAAGUUAUCAGACCACAUUUAUUCUGCGUCAGAAAUCUAUAAAGUGUCAAAUAUUUUAUCACUAUCCAAAUUCAGAGCUGUAUCAAGCUUGAAUAUUGUGUCCAUACUUGCCCUAACUGUUCAGAGUUCGACCUCUGUGGUCGUAUCCAGUUGCUCUAGGUGGAGCACAUUUUUGAAUUAUAGACAAAAUUUGGAAUAUAAGUUUUUGAAUUCUUUAAAUGGUUUUAAUGAUUUAAAUACAUCCAAUUUUUUUCCUUGAAUAUUUUUUUUAAAACAGAGAUAUAUUUUAUUAUUGUUUGAUGCAUCUGUUAUUAUUAUAAUACUGAAAGAUGAAAGGAUCAAUUGUUCUCCAUUUUUUGUUUUUUGUUGUAGUACAUUUUUUGUUCUUUUUUUAUCAGCAAUAUAAGAUUUUUUUAUUAUCAAUUUCAUUUGAAGCUUUAAUUCACAGCAAGGUUUUAGUGCAAUUUUCUAUAUUUAAGCUUGUUUUUAAAGUUAAUUUUUUAACUCUUAUAUUCAACACAUAUCAUCACAUAGUCAUAUCUUCAAAUUAUCCCCAAAUUAUCAUCAGACCAUUUAUUUUACAUUUUUAUAUUUUUUAAAAUCUUAGAUAAUAAAAUAAUAAAAUUUUGACAGAAGUUUGUUGUCUUUACAUGAGUAAUAGUUAUUUGUAGAUUAUAAUGAUUUAUUCAUCAAAUAUUACUGUUUCUUGAAGAGAAAUAAAAAAUUGAAUUUCUAGGAUUUUAUAUUAAUGUUUUGAGUUUUUUGUCCAUUUUGAUCCUAGCUUUAUUUUAUUGUUGAAAGCCUUACAUUUAUUUUUAAUUGUAUGUUCUGCAUAUCUCUACUAUAUAAGGAGCAGCACAAUGAGUGUUGGUGUAAAGAAUAAAUAUUUAGCUCUCAGAUUAAUGUGAGCAUUUCCCUACCCUGAUUUAAGUCACUUGAUGUAUUUAGAAAAUACAACUUAACUGUCUUAUUUUUAAUAGUUUUUAAAUGUGUUUUAUGACUAGCUGUUGUUAAAAUGCAUCAAAAUAAUAGAAUUUAUGUGUUUUAUGAGUAGCAGUUGUUUAAGUGCGUCAGAGUGAUCAAUAGAAUGUGUUUGCUUUAUGAGAGGCAGUUUUAUAAGUGUAAAGAAUGUUUGAUAGGAUUGGAAUAAUUAGUAGUCCUGUUUUUGAAAAUUUCUUUUUUAUUCUUUCUUUGCAAAGGUGCAUUAUUAUAUCUGUUAUUGAUGAAGUUAAGAAACUGAAUUUAUAUGGGAAAAGAAAUAUUUUUAUUUGACAGUUAAAGACUAUAAUAGAAUAUUUAAAUUAAUUUCAUUUCUUAGGUUAAUAGCUGAAUGAAUGCAUGUGAUUUCAACAAAGUGUUACAUUUUACAAAUUAAUAUUAAAGUUCUUAAACAAUAGAA